Diplodia corticola is the source of this 5109-nucleotide messenger RNA. RefSeq names its product set1-like protein. NCBI's taxonomy places the organism in Eukaryota, Fungi, Ascomycota, Dothideomycetes, Botryosphaeriales, Botryosphaeriaceae. The transcript has 3 exons. The record is from RefSeq and is a predicted model, not a curated record. Gene Ontology annotation, molecular function: sequence-specific DNA binding; DNA-binding transcription factor activity. Gene Ontology annotation, biological process: regulation of DNA-templated transcription. Bases 1 to 5109 code for a protein of 1702 amino acids.
AUGAAUCGCUCCUCUGAGACAACGCUUCUUGGUCUCGACAACACAGGCUCGUACUGGAUCAUCGGCCCCUGUUGUGACAACACAGCGUCAAUAUUCGUCAUUAAUGAGACCGGGCCAAACGUCAACGUAGAGGAGCUCUUCGGCACACAGAGUAAUAUUCUGCAUAGUGAAACAUUUCAAGAGCUUGAAGCAAGACGAUUUGGGCAGGCGUGGUACAUCAAAGAUUUUCAAACUUUCGAAACGGCCUGUGACAUUGUCUGCAUCCACAGACUUCGUGGGGGGACGGUUCCCGACCAAAUCACCAGCAAGGGAGACUGGAUAAUUAAAGAUAUCGACAUUGUCAGAACGGUCCUUUCCCCAAAGACUCUGCUUGACUCUCCCAAGAAAUCGGCUUCGAUGUCGAAAAGGCCAAGAGACGAUCUGGUUGAACUGUCAAUCUGGCCGGAGCGACGUCAACUGGAUAAAAACGCGCCUACGCUUGGGCGAGGAGAUACGUACAGGCCCAACUAUGACGACCAUCGGCCGAGUGCUUUGUCGUCAGCUAGGACAAAGCAAAGCGCCGAGUAUCCAGCUGUCAGAAGGCUAUCCAUCUCUCCUGGUCGAGACAUGCAGAAUGGCGUAAAUACAUCAAAGUAUGAUGACCGACUUGACAAGCCUAGGCGGCCAAUGCAGCAGCUGCGGCAGAUGAACUCGGUAGCAAGUGGAGCCCCACUCAGGCCACAUGAGGUCUCUAGUACUGCAUCAAAGAGGCUCAGUGGCGAUCACAGGACUCAACACCACACAAGUCCCGUGGGUAUGAAAAAGGAUUUCUCAGGGGUCCCUCGUGGACCAAAAUUACAUUCUCGACCCCGUCCACCACAUGGGCACGAUUCUCAGCAGAAACUCUACUCGCGAGCAGUGGAAGAAAAGAACCCUGAUAUCAUAUCAUACAAAAAUCUCGCCCGGCUAAAGGAGAGGCCCCAUAUCUUCAUCUCAAGCUCCCACCUGCCGUUCAUGCCACAGACUGUCCCGCAUCUACGGAACUUCUUUACUAAGCAAGAUUUCCCUUAUGUCUCCGUCAAGGCGGCGUUGCACGGAUAUUACGUAUUCUUUCCUGACAACGGCUUUGGACGGAAAGAACUGCAGCAAUGUUAUAAGCGCACCAACGAGUCAACCUUAUUUGGCCAGUAUACAUUGCAUAUGGAGCCCCGCAUUGAUGGAGAACUGUCACCCAUCCGUCUGUCGAAUGACGGCGAGAAGGAGGAUCAGAAACUAGGAGAACCGCUCGCAAGAUCUGAAAGCAGAUUUGAGAACUUGGCGUUACCUGUUGAUGGCCUCCUUGCAUCACGGUUGCGAACAAAGGCUGAUGAUGAGAUCUCCAUCACACCAUCUGAGAUCUCUUCUGCAACAACAAGAGCGAGAACGCACUGCGCCGAGUGUAAAAGCAACCAUUUCCCAUCCUACGAUCCAAAGUUCGGCUGCACAACAUGUCCUCGCCACUAUCAUGCAAGAUGCAGAAAACCGCAGCCUCGGCCCAGCGAGGAUAGGGCUGCAUGGCAGUGCAAUUACUGCAUCAAGAAAGGAAGGCCGAAAUCAGAUCUGCGAAAUGGCACACAGAAGGAGGGAUGGCAUCCGACCGGACAGCUCCAAAUGGGGGCCUCGGCUCGAGAUCUCAACGAAGCGGUGACCCAAAGCGGAGCAUCGGAGCCACGCACGGGCAAUAGUAUGAAUUCGCAGAGUGAAAUCCUAGAUCCACGGCUGCGAAACAGACCAGGAGGAUUUAAAGGGCUUGCCGCAUCACCAGAGGUGCACAAGCAUUCCUCAAGCAUGCAUCCUAUACAGGGUCAUAACCACAACGUAAACAUAGCAGGAGUUACCGAAUUUCUGCGCAACAUGCAACCUCAUCCUGAAAUCCAAGUGAGUCCGGAAAGACACCAACAGCAUCCUACGGCAAAUGCAGAAGCAGCGAACCCCGCACUCAGCUCUCAUGUUGGUCUACCAGCUUCCGAAUCUUCCGAUCGAUCUGCAGCAUUGGAGAAAACCAGAAUUUCUGGAGCAUCUUCAAAAGAUCAUGCAUUACCUUGGGGCGUUAACCAGGCGGAUCUUUCACCGGAGAUACCCGACCUUUCCCUCGACAUCGAUGAGGCAUCUCUAGGGGAGCAAUCAAAAUCAUCGACCGAUAAGGCCAUUCGGGUAGUGAGCAACGGCUCCCCUGAGCCUAUCACAUGUGGGCCAGAGAUAUCGAAAUCUCCACAAGACAAGAGACUCCACUCGCGACCACGGUGCAGCAUGUGUGGCAAGCCACUGUUCUCUGCGCUAGAAAAGACAGAGGAUGCGACAUGGUUAGUCGGUGCUCUCCCAUCGUUUGAGGCCAAAAAAGCUGACAUGUCAACAAGCGCUCGGUGCAAAAAUGAACAAGAGCUAGAGGGAAAGGACUCAACUGUCCCUAGAUCAUCUAAGACAGCUGAAGAAAUUUGGCGGCGGAGAUUGCAACCGGAGAAAAGCCGUGAGGACGGGGGACCUUCAUCAACGGAAGCAGCCUGCCAGGAUGCUGAAGCUCCUCGGCCUAUCAGCGAGCCAUCACAUCCCAAGCAAUCGGUUGAGACGCCCACGCCCAAGAGCGGAAAGCAGCCCAGUCGGGCUGGUCGUUCGCCGGCGUCGCAGUCCAUUGCGGAGACUGAAGUUGAAGACGGCAGUGAGGAUACAUCUGAUGAUUUGGAAGACAGUUUGGAGAGCAUAACUUCAGCUGCAACGGCUGAGGGACAAGCUGACGCAGAGACGCCGUUAACGACUAGCGGUGGCCCGAGCGUCGGGGCGAACCGACCAGAGGGCCGAGCCUCGCCUCCUGUCAACACAAACAUCAACAAUGACGACGCCGCGGGCAUGGAAUCCGACCAUGCACAUUCUGCCAUCGGCUCUGAAGGCGCGCGAGAUAGUCGCACCCGUGCCGUGUCAGGUGCGCGGCCGAAUGUCGGCCGCAAAGGCGCCAGUGCCGCUGAACCUCCAGCCAAACUGCCAGCUAGUUUCAGCUGGCCAGACCUGAUAGGAUUUGCCCUGGCAGAAGCGAGCGACCACCGCAUGACUGCAGCUCAAGUCCAUCAGUGGAUCGCGGACAACGUCGAAAAUUACAAUACCAACAACACUACCCAGAGAAGCAGCAUAGCCGCCACCCUUAGCCAGCAGAAGAUGAAGUUCCCCAAAACCGAGCCCAUCAUGGAAGGCUCCAGGCAGCUCUGCCGCUGGAAGCUCUCAUCCGACUGGGUACUGAACUACAAGGCCGGUCUCGAAGACGAGCGCGAAAAACUGAGUAAGACGACGUCGCAAGGCGGGCGCCGCGGCCUGACGCCGCGGCGCAAAGAGCUCAAUGAUGCUCCAAAAGCUGCUCGUGAUGCGCCCAUCAUGUCCGCCUCAAAGCCAGCUCAGUCGCAAAAGGAGAGCGCAAAGACGGCCAUGCACACCGAGGAAACGCCCAUGUUCAUUAAGCGACACAGAGUCGCGCACGAUGCUGACGGGCGUGACAUUGUUGUUGGUUUCAAGGACAUCCCGAUAGAGAAGUGGACGCAGCUUGCUGCAGUCGAGUCUUUCAGAAAACACGGCUCGAGAUUGUACAUUGGCGACUAUAUCAAGGCUCCUCUUCCCAAUCGCUUCAGAUUCGCUGAUUAUACUCACAAACCUUUGGUGCAGACCAUUGCCCAGAUUGAGGAGAUUAGGCAACGGCGCGACGGACCUGGUUACGCUGUUCUCGUCCAGUGGUUUCUCACGAAAGAGGCAGCCGAGUGGUGGAAGUGCCGGCUGGUCAAAUCACUAUGGCCAAAGGAUGAAAGAGCCGGCGUUUAUGUACCCGCCACCGUCUGGGACAUCCUCACUUCAGAUUUCGUUGCCGAGCAAGAAAGGCUUGAUGCUGAGGAGGCGAAGCGCCAGAUUGUCCCGGGCAUGUUCUUCGACCUGGACACCGACAAAGGACGGCUCUACCUGAAAGAGGGUUGCGGACCAGAAGUCGGCAUUGCAUUCGGGCCUCUCUCUUCGGAUGAGCAAAAAAGUGAAGCUGAGGAUAAUACCGCAUGUGGCUUGAACCGGCCGGAAGAGCUGUCAUCUGUUCCUUCACGCCAAAUCGACCACCUUCCCGAACAAACCAAGUCCACCGUUGAAAUAGGCGAAGUGUUGGAGCAACCCUCGCCACCCAAGCCUUUGGACCUCGUCCAUUACGUGUCUCCUCGCAGGACUGGGCCGAGUCCAUUGGCAGAAGCGAGUCGCACAGAGUUCUCCACUCAAGGCUCACCUGUUCAAGCUGAGCACGAGUCGCCCCUAGACCUGGAUCUCGAACGGCAGCUGUUCACACCAUCACCUCAAAGUAGACCAACCGUGGAAGCAGAACAUGUGCCUGAGUCCAGGACAGUAUCCCGAAGCGCUCAUACACCAACCAUUGAACGGCCUGCCAAGAGACAGAAGACAGAGGUCACUGAUGGAGAGCAAGAGGCUAUCCGUGCCCUUCUUCAAAAGGAACGCGAGAAUGCAAAAUACGAAACCAAGGAUCUCUGGACUGCAGCACCGGAAUACGACCCGGCCAACGAUCUUUGGGACCGCGAAGCAAAAAUCGCCGAGAUCAAGGCACGUCCGAGCCGUAAGGCGCGCUUCAUGCAGAAUCUCGCAUACGCGCGAUUGGACCGGCCACCCAACGCUUUGUACGUCGAAGUCGAGCGCCCCUUACCAAAGACAUACAGAGCCCCUCCUCCCGACCGUCCGGGCAGCGGAUACAGCCAUUCCAGUUCCGUCAAGGCAGCUCCGAGAGCGGACAGCGCCCGAUCCAACUUGGACACGGACGACGCGUGGAACUCGGACUCGAACGACACGGACAUACCAGACGCGCCGACGCAGGCGACGGCGACGACGAUGACAACAGGGGACGCGCUGGCUGGCACCGCAGAAGCGUCGUACGACGACGCGGACUUGGAGAAGCCGGAGAUGUUCGACACGCUGGAGGAGCUCCUGGGCUUGCCGGCGAAUUUCGUCCCUACGCUGUAUGACGGCCGGUUGGCGUUCCGAGAUGGCACGAUGGGGCUGGAUGGGAGGAGGCCGCGCGCGAAGAAGAUAUUCAAGGUGGGGAGAAACGUGCCGGGGGAGUUGAAGUGA